AGCAGGGGUCCCAUGGAGGCUGUGGGUGCUUUGAACUGUAGGCCGGGGGUGGGGGCCCUAACAGCACUGUGGUCACCACUAAUGCCUGAGAGAAUGGGCUGCUGGGGGCUCCACCCCGGACAUGGUCCAUUCUAACUACGAGGAAGUGACAUGUCACAGGGGUGAGGAAAUCUCACUGAGGAAGAAAUGCUCUAGUGUUGCUCCAUUGUGUGGGGCGAGUGUGGUCAGUGAGAGGAGCAGAUGUUGGCUGUGGAAGGGGAUGGCAAUCCCAAUCUAGACCUGGACCAGUAGCCGUCCUGUCAUCUGGAUUGAAUGGAUUCGAGCACCAGGUCCAGGACUCUGCCUCAGCCAGUGCUGCUGCUGUGCCUGAGCUUCCUGCACCCCACCCUCCUUGAGUCAACGUGGAAGAAGAUUGUGAGACCAAACGCAGGCAGGACGAGGAAGCAAAGAGGUCUCAGAAAGCAGAAGUGGGCCCUGGAGACUGGACCCUCCGUGAGAAGGCUUGAAAUUAUCUCCCUUCAGGAGUCUGGCAUUGCUGUGGGUGACGUCUGUGCUGCAGACAUGACCCCAGGGGAUGGGAGGCCUUGGCUGCCUGCAGCGCUGCUCCUUCUGCAGGUCCCAGGUUGUUGGUCUCUGCGUGGCCCCACCUCCGUGACGGGCACCGUGGGGGGAUCCCUGAGCGUGCAGUGUCAGUACGAGGAGAAAUUCAAAGAGAAUGUCAAGUACUGGUGCAAGACCCCAUGUAUGGGGGAUAUUAUGAAGACUGAAGAGGCAGACAAAGAAGUGAGGAGUGGCCGUGUGUCCAUCAGGGACCAACCUGCAAACCUCACCUUCACAGUGACCUUGGAGAACCUCACAGAAGGUGAUGGAGGAACAUACCGGUGUGGGAUCGAUACAUCAUGGCUCUCAGAAUAUUUGCUCGACCUCACCUUCCGAGUUGUGCUGUCUGUGACCCCAGGUGCUGAUACUGUCCCUGGGCCUCGGACAGGCCUGGGCUGGCCUCAGGGGCCCUGCACUAGGAGCUGCUCGAAGGUGAAAGUGUUGGGCACUUGUGCGCAGUCCUACUCUGAGUUCCCAUCAACAGUGGUGUGUUCUGAGACUUCCCGCUCUUUGUCUCUGAGUGGCCCCAGCACUGUGAUGGGCACCGUGGGAGGAUCCCUGAGCGUGCAGUGUCAGUACGAGGAGAAGUACAAGACAUUUACCAAAUACUGGUGCCGGCAACCAUGCUUGCCAUCUUGGAACCAGACUGUGGCCACCGGAAGGUCUGAGGAAAAGAUGAGGAGUGGCCGCGUGUCCAUUGUGGACCAUGCUGAAAACCUCACCUUCACAGUGACCUUGGAGAACCUCACUGCAGAUGAUGCAGGAAAAUACAGGUGUGGGAUCGCAACGAUACUGCAAGAAGAAGGACUCCAUGGUUUCCUGCCUGACCUCUUCUUCCAGGUUCAAGUGUUUGUUUCCCCCAGGUCCCAGGUUGUCAGCAUCCACUUCCUGCUUCUCAUACUCCUGAAGGUGCCCCUGUUUCUGAUGAUGCUCAGUGUCAUCCUCUGGGUCAACAGAUCUCAAUGGGCAAUUUGUGGGACACAGAGUCGGCCUGAUGAAGACAACAUGCAGCCCUCCUUGUCCAUCAACAUCCUGUCCAGAGACACUGCCACUCACACUAGAAGAGGAAGGACUUCUGUCCCCAAGCCUCCUAUCUCUUCUCACCUUGUUCCCCAAAACUGGUCCCUGCUUAGCAGGGUUCACUUCUUGCUCCUGGUCAUCCUGAAGGUGUCCCUGCUCCUGACCAUGCUCACUGAUGUCCUUGGUGUGUCCUCUCUCCUUGUGGGGACCCUGACCAAGAGAAGCUUUAGCCCUUCGUGCCUUUGGAUAUGCUGUCCAGACACACAGCUCUUCAGAGGAGAGAAGAGAAGAUUCACCACAUCUGAUUUACCCAUUUUUCUGUUGAUGGCUUAGGGUUGCUGCCCGCUGGGGCUAUUCCACAGUGAGUGCUGCCAUGAACUUUCUUGUACAGGUCACCUAGUGUAUAUGUGACAUGAAUUCACUAGGGUACAUACUUAGGGAUGGAAUUGCUGGGGUUUAGGGUUUGUGCACACUCAACCACACUAGAUAAUGCCAAGUGAUUUUCCAAACCCAAAAUUCAUGGCCCCAUCAGCUUGACUGAGGGCUCCUAUUGCCCUGCCUCUCUGUGUGACUUCCUAGAAUAUCAGACAUUUUAAUUGUUAACUUUUGCCAGUUUGAAAUAGUUCUUUGUUGCACCAUCUACAGGGUGGCUAGGCAGUGCAGCCCAUGGUCAAAAGUAGCUAAGUGUGAGAAGGAAAAAGGCCAGUGCAGGUUUUGAAGUCGAUGAGAACAGACAACAUGCACACAGGCUCAGAGUGUGCAGAGUUUCCUUACAGCAGAAGGAGAGAGGGAGGGAUCAGGUGGUACAUCCUUCCCCCAUGGUGGGUGCAUCCCCUCAGCGGCCCGUGUGGGCGGUGUGGCUGAACGCAUUCCACUUGUCAUCCUGAGCACAUUUUCACUUAUGUUGCAUUCCCUCUUCCGUUCAGAUUUGGCCCAUCUUUCUUGGGUUUCUCUUUUUCCUUCCUGAAUUAUAGGACACACACUCUCACUGGUCAAGUUUUAUCAUUGAUGCCUUUCAAAUAUGGGCUCACAGAAUUUGGGGUUUGUCUUUUCAUUCUGGAGUCUUUUCACAAAUACACCACAACUUUAGAGUAUUUGAAUUCA
Mustela lutreola (European mink) is the source of this 2724-nucleotide messenger RNA. RefSeq lists its product as uncharacterized. The coding region runs from base 313 to 1953 and encodes 546 amino acids. Lineage: Eukaryota; Metazoa; Chordata; Mammalia; Carnivora; Mustelidae. The transcript is spliced from 6 exons. Gene Ontology annotation, cellular component: plasma membrane. The record is from RefSeq and is a predicted model, not a curated record. Gene Ontology annotation, molecular function: transmembrane signaling receptor activity.